Molecule: messenger RNA, 2320 nt
Organism: Dissoconium aciculare CBS 342.82
Lineage: Eukaryota; Fungi; Ascomycota; Dothideomycetes; Mycosphaerellales; Dissoconiaceae
Product: MFS general substrate transporter
Exons: 3
Coding region: 1-1863 (620 amino acids)
Biological process (GO): transmembrane transport; basic amino acid transport
Cellular component (GO): fungal-type vacuole membrane
Molecular function (GO): basic amino acid transmembrane transporter activity
Source: RefSeq, a predicted model, not a curated record
AUGGCCGGAUCUCUGCCUGAUGAAGAAUCCCAAGCGAGCGCACGAAAUCCGCAGCCUGAUGCUACCGAAACGACGCCGCUCCUGAACCCAUCAACGUCCGAUCAGACUCUUCAAGAUGGCAGUCCCGCGACCGACUCCCAUCAAGCCCGCAACGAGGAAAUCACCGUCGUCGCCGAAGAAGUCUCCAACAGCAAAUUGAUCUUGAUCCUAUGUACAGCCUGGCUAGGGAUCUUCCUCGGAGCCCUCGACUCCACCGUCAUCGCCACCCUCUCCGCUCCCAUCUCAAGCGAAUUCCACUCGCUGAGCUUACUCUCAUGGCUCGCGACAGCCUACCUCAUCGCCACCGCCGCCUGCCAGCCCAUCGCGGGUCGCUUGACCGACAUCUUCGGCCGCCGCCUCGGGCUGGCUUUGGGAAAUCUCCUUUUCGCCAUAGGUAAUUUACUAUGUGGCCUGGCGACCGAUCCCUUCACCAUCAUCCUCGGCCGAGUGAUAGCCGGGAUCGGAGGCGGAGGGAUGAUCAGCAUCGCCACCUUCCUCACCUCGGACCUCACGCCGCUCCGCAAGCGAGGCAUCAUGCAAGGCGUGGGGAAUCUAUGGUACGGCGCAGGAGCCAUGCUCGGGGCCGUCGUCGGCGGCUUGUUGAACGACCACACCGAGAUGGGGUGGAGGCUGGCGUUUCUGACGCAAGUGCCGCCCGCGUUGCUCCUGGUGCCCGCGGUGUGGUUCAUGGUCGACGUGCCGCCGAAGAUUUCCGAUAAAUCCUACCUCGCGCGCAUCGACUUUCUCGGGGUGUUCCUGACCGUUUCGUUCUUGGUCUCGCUGCUCCUGGGCUUGAGCACCGGCGGCACGAUCGUUCCGUGGACCCAUCCUCUGCCGAUGACGACCCUGCCGCUGUCGGCCGUCUUGUUCGCCGCAUUCCUCUGGUGGGAGAGCCGAGCCGAGCAACCCAUCAUCCCGGUCCGCCUUCUCCGCGACCGGACCAUCCUCGCGGCAUGUCUCGCGAGCUUCCUCAUCUCGAUGGUGCUUCUGACCGCGACCUUCUACAUCCCCCUCUACCUCCAAGUCCUGGGCGAUUCCUCCUCCACCGUCGGGUUGAAAUUCCUCCCUUCGCCACUGGGCGGAUGGUUCGGUGCGCUCGCCACGGGCUUUGGGAUGGCGUGGACGGGGAGAUACAAGGUCUUCGGAUUGCUGGGGGGCGCGACGCUGACCGCCGGGACCGCCAUGUUCAUCCUGCAGGGCGAGAGCAGCCCCGUCUACCUCACGUGCCUGGGGCUCUUCUUCGUCGGCGGGGGGUGGAGCUCGGUGCUCGCGACCGCGACCGUCGCCUGCCUCGCCGCGGCGAAACAUUCCCAACAAGCCCUGGUGACAUCGGCCAUGUUCCUGAGCAGAAGCGUCGGCGGCACGGUGGGCAUCACCCUCGCCUCGACGAUCUACCAAGCCACACUCCGCAGACGCCUCUCCGAGCGCUUCGGAGACGAACCCCACGCACCCGACGAGAUCCGGCGCAUCGUCAACGGCCUGGACGAACUGAAGCAUCUCCCGGCCGGCUGGCGGGAUGGCGUGCUGGCCUCUUUCAUGGAGGCUUUUAGGAAUGUCUGGAUUCUCAUGGCGGGCUGUGCGGGUCUGGCGUUGAUUCACCGCGCGGACAUCGGUUUCGAAAUGGGAUUCGAAUCCAUGAAUGAGGACAAAGCACAGGAGAUGUUGUUGCACAGAAGAAUCACGAGAACUCCUGCAAACACAACUUCAAGAAUUUCGAUUUUCCAUUCCUACAAAUGCACACGCUCUAAGUCUUCUUCGCCCUCUUCGUCGCCUUUUCUGAUUGUACACCAGUCGCACUCGCACCCGCCUCGUCGCCCGCCUUGACCGGCACCCCCGGACUCGCCAGGGUAUCCCUCUCGUCCCGGCUCGCGUUCUUCAAAUCUUCAUCUCCAACCGCCGUGAUCGUACUCGCGAGCCACUUCUGAAACGGCUUGGCGACGAAGACCCCGUCCGCGGUGAACCACGUCGUGUAGGGCGCGCGGAUCUGCCAUGAGCUGGCCGUCGCGCCGGGGCCCGCGGUCGUCGUGACGUCGAGGUAGUAGGUGGGAUCGUGCUUCUUCUGGGAGGAGAGGAUAACGAUCUGAUUGAUCAUGCCGGGAAAAAAAUGGGUCAGCCUGGGCGAGAUCUUCGAAAAUCGUCGCGGUCACACCGAGGACCGAGAAUGAAUUUUCUCUUUUCCACCCAACUUACCUUCUUCCCGUUCUUGCUGCCCUCAAAUACCAGUCCCUUCUCUACCGCCCACAUCCAGUACGUAAAUCCUCCGUUCAGGACCGCAUAUGCU